This is a messenger RNA of Epinephelus fuscoguttatus (brown-marbled grouper), 964 nucleotides long. Its product is annotated as troponin I, fast skeletal muscle-like. Gene Ontology annotation, biological process: muscle contraction. Lineage: Eukaryota; Metazoa; Chordata; Actinopteri; Perciformes; Serranidae. The record is from RefSeq and is a predicted model, not a curated record. Gene Ontology annotation, cellular component: troponin complex. The coding region runs from base 156 to 674 and encodes 172 amino acids. The transcript has 7 exons.
GGAUCUGGGCAUUUUGCUGAGGCAUCGCAACCCACCAUAUAUACCCUAUUUCAUUUUUCACUGUGUGGCUUUGGUAGUGUCUGAUUUUCUUCCACCCAGUGUGUCGUGGUCUUCUUCGUCCUCUCAACAGGUUGUGAACCUCAAAAAACGCCAAGAUGUCUGAGAAAAAGAUGACUUCGAGCCGCAGGCAUCAUCUGAAGAGUCUGAUCCUGUCGAUCGCUCAGAACUGGCUCACACAGGAGAGAAAGGACAACGAAGCAGCCAAGCAGGCCUACAUGGCCGAGCACUGUCCUCCCCCAGAUACCAGCGGAGACCAGGCCGCCCUGAUGGAGUACUGCAAGAAGCUCCACGCCCUCAUCGACAAGGUGGACGAGGAGAGGUACGACAUCGAGGCCAAAGUGCAGAAGGCUGACAAAGAGAUUGAAGACCUGAAGAUCAAAGUGGUGGAUCUGAGAGGAGUGAAGAAACCCGCUCUGAAGAAAGUACGUAUGUCCGCUGACUCCAUGCUGAAGGCUCUGCUGGGCUCCAAACACACAGUCAACAUGGACCUGAGGGCCAACCUGAAGCAGGUCAAGAAGGAGUCAAAAGAGGAGCCCGUAGAAGCCGCAGGCGACUGGCGUAAGAACAUUGAGGACAAGGCCGACAGGAAGAAGAUGUUCGAGGCCGCCGCCUAAACGUGUUGCUGCUGCUUUGCUUUCUGUUUAUAUGAACUCCAUGUGUCUUACAUGUGUUGGUUGAACCAGACGUCAGUUGAGUCACGCCAGCGUGUCUGAGGGGAGUAGCUCUGCAGGAAAUUUGAAGGUGUUUAUUUGUUUUUAUUUUCUGGCACUUUGUUUGUCUGGAGGGAGGGGGAGGAGGUUUGCACACCAACACACAUCACCAGGUCUCCACACAUUCAGGGAAACAUCCACACAAACUCAACCAUGCUGAGUAGAAACAAUAAAGUCAAAGUGGAAGAAAAUAA